UAUAAAUAAGAGACCUCGCCGGAGAGCCCUCAUCACUCACUUGUCCCUUCCCUUCGAUAAAUAUAUAUCAUUAAAGAUAUCGAAAGAGUCAUUACUUCCCUCCCUUUGUUAAAUAUACCAUUAAGUUUUUGCGUGAGAGAGAGAUGGAGAUGAUGAGAGGCUCCCAGUCAGGGACGGAAAGAGCAAUUUCGUCCGCUCAGGGAGGCGGCGGUGGCAGCGGAAGCAACCGCAUAGCGGCUAUUAAUGUCGAUACCUCCUCGACCCCUACCGGCCCAGUCGUCUCCAUCAAUGACCACAAUAAACACUUCGAUAAGGACACGGAUCAUCAGAAACCGGGAUGGAGGAAAUUCCUAUCAUUCGUGGGGCCGGGUUUCUUGGUCUCCCUGGCCUACCUUGACCCCGGCAACUUGGAGACUGAUUUACAGGCUGGAGCUAAUCAUGGAUAUGAGCUGCUGUGGGUGAUAUUGAUCGGGUUGAUAUUUGCUCUAAUUAUCCAGUCACUGGCUGCAAAUCUCGGCGUAAGCACCGGGAAGCACCUAUCGGAGCUAUGCAAGGCAGAGUACCCGAAAUUUGUGAAGUAUUGCCUGUGGCUGCUUGCAGAAGUUGCAGUCAUUGCUGCAGAUAUUCCUGAAGUGAUCGGGACAGCAUUCGCAUUGAACAUAUUGUUUAACAUUCCGGUGUGGACCGGAGUUCUUAUAACCGGUUUCAGCACGCUCUUGCUUCUCGGGCUCCAAAGAUACGGAGUGAGGAAGCUAGAGCUGUUAAUAGCAGUGCUGGUGUUUAUCAUGGCUGCAUGUUUCUUUGGGGAGAUGAGCUACGUGAAGCCGCCGGCAUCUGACGUCUUGAAGGGCAUGUUCAUACCUAAGCUCAAUGGCCAGGGCGCCACCGGCGAUGCCAUCGCCCUUCUCGGUGCACUCGUUAUGCCGCACAACCUAUUUCUUCACUCGGCUCUGGUUUUGUCCAGGAAAGUACCGAAAUCCGUCCGGGGCAUCAAUGAUGCGUGCCGGUUCUUUCUGAUAGAGAGCGGGUUUGCACUGCUGGUGGCGUUUUUAAUUAAUGUGGCAGUGAUCUCAGUAUCAGGCGCAGUCUGCUCAGCCAAGAAUUUGUUGAGUGAGGAUGAGAGUCGCUGCAGCGAUCUCACCCUCAAUUCGGCAUCUUUCCUCCUUCAGAACGUGCUGGGACGAUCAAGCUCGACUAUAUAUGCAAUUGCAUUGCUAGCAUCAGGGCAAAGUUCGACCAUCACAGGCACUUACGCUGGACAAUACAUAAUGCAGGGGUUUUUGGAUCUGAAGAUGAAGAAAUGGACACGGAACCUAAUGACUCGGAUGAUCGCAAUCACGCCUAGCCUUAUAGUCUCCAUCAUUGGCGGAUCUUCAGGUGCUGGAAGGCUCAUCAUCAUUGCAUCGAUGAUUCUGUCUUUCGAGCUCCCAUUUGCUCUUAUCCCACUCCUUAAAUUUAGCAGCAGCAAGACAAAGAUGGGCCCCCACGUCAACUCCAUAUUUAUCAUCGUGUUCUCAUGGAUCCUGGGGCUGGCAAUCAUCGGAAUCAACAUCUACUACCUCAGUACAGGGUUUGUGGACUGGCUCAUCCACAACAGCUUACCCAAGGUCGCCAACAUCUUCGUGGGCAUCAUCGUGUUCCCCAUCAUGGCAAUUUACAUCCUCUCGGUCAUUUACUUGACAUUUCGUCGCGACAAGGUGGUCACGUUCAUUGAACCGGUGAAUCACAACUCAGCCGUCCAGGCCCAGAUGGAAGACGGUGUUGGCGUCGUGGGCUCGGACAAAGUCCAUUACCGGGAGGAUUUGGCCGAUAUUCCGUUACCGCAAUAGGAAGAGCACCGCAGGCCUUCAUUAUACCAUUCACCUUAGCACUUCACAAGUUGAAUUUUUCAGAUAAGCAUGAUUCCAUUCUAAAGGAAAUUCUACCUAUCACUGUUAAGGCAUUGCAAUGUCUUUCUAGUCCAUCACUACUUAUGUUUGUAAGUUUCUUGCCUUGUUUCUGUGAAUUAAGGGAAGUGAGAGGCUUCGGAUCGA
Molecule: messenger RNA, 2033 nt
Organism: Punica granatum (pomegranate)
Lineage: Eukaryota; Viridiplantae; Streptophyta; Magnoliopsida; Myrtales; Lythraceae
Source: RefSeq, a predicted model, not a curated record